Gadus macrocephalus (Pacific cod) is the source of this 3584-nucleotide messenger RNA. Its product is annotated as von Willebrand factor A domain-containing protein 7-like. The record is from RefSeq and is a predicted model, not a curated record. Bases 146 to 3013 code for a protein of 955 amino acids. The transcript has 16 exons. NCBI's taxonomy places the organism in Eukaryota, Metazoa, Chordata, Actinopteri, Gadiformes, Gadidae.
ACCUUACACAGCUGAAGGCUGGUACACCUUAUUAGGAUGGCGUGGGCGGAGGCGUGGUGCACUUUUGGCGACACCACAUUCAUUAAGUUUCCAACCGUGUUCGAUAGUCCAUUUACUCUACCGAGGGCUAACUGCUAUCCAAGAGAUGAGAGCAUCGUCGUAUUUCGUUGUCUGUUGCGUUCUGCUGAACCCCGGGGCUCUCGGCUUUGCCAUAUUGCCCGGGAAUUCCCUGAAUCACCAGGAAAUAACUGAAGAGGCAAUAUUAAGUGCCACGCUUCUGGCUUGCCGCGAUAUUGCACAAUCCGUGGGAACAGUUUUUACCUUUCCUCCAGGGACCCUGACUGCAGGGGCCGUUGCAGUUGCAUGCUCCUCGGCAGAAUCCUCCAAGAGUUUCCGCAGAGCUAUCUUUGGCAUCACGGCUAGGAACGUGCGGGUGGACCUCCGCCACGCCCUCAACGCCAGCUUCCACUUCGACGACGAGAUGUUUCUUGGCGGGAGGAGAAUCAUCGCGACGGGUCUGACGUCCGUCAAGGCCAGCAACAGAGAGGGCAACUUCGAGACAGCCAGAGAGAUCCUGGGAGAGAUUCUACACCCCUUACAGGACUUCUACAGCCACAGCAACUGGGUGGAGCUGGGGAACCGAUCGCCACAUCCCAGCCUGCUCCGCGCCGACGCUGACCUGGGGAGCGUGGCAGCGGAGAGCCGUCCCACCUGCCGGAACUGUGUGGGCGAGGACUGCUCUGACAACAUCCUGGAGGACAUCCUGCGGGAGGGGGUCCUGACCUCGGGGUACUUCGCCAUCGUGCCGUUGGUCUCCACAAAACCACCCGGGAAGUGUAGCCACGGCGGGAGGCCGGACCAGACCAGCACCCUGGAGCCCCGCGGGGGGAUCAACAAGGACACGGCCUCGGCCAGCCACGGGCACCUGCACCGGGCCGCCGCCCGCCUGGCCACCGCUGCCACCGCACAGCUGCUGGCCGACGUGGCGCAGGCGGCCGGGGAAACAGACUUCCUACGGAUGAUGGGCGUGUUCAGCGGCUCCAGCAAGGCGCUGGUCUUCGUGGUCGACACCACGGAGAGCAUGAGCGACGACCUGCCGGCGGUUAAGGCGGCGACGGAGACGCUGGUGACCACUCAAGAGGGAACGCCCGAUGAGCCCUCGGUCUACAUACUUGUUCCCUUCGGGGAUCCGGGCUUUGGGCCGCUGAUGAGAACCACCGACUCCAAGGCCUUCAUGACUCGACUCAACGCACUGACAGCCCGCGGGGGGGGCGACUCCCCUGAGAUGAGCCUUUCUGCUCUCAAGUUGGCCUUGACAGCUGCACCCUCUGAUUCUGAGAUCUUCCUCUUCACGGACGCAUCUGCUAAAGACACAAACCUCAAAGGGCCGGUGAUCGCCCUGCUGGAGCGGACCCAGACUGUGGUGAACUUCAUGCUGACUGGCACCUCUGAGGAGAACAGCAGCCCGCCGAGCCGGGGGUCCUCAGCUGAAGCUCUACUUUACAGGCAGCUAGCUCAGGCUUCAGGAGGUCUGGCUAUUGAAGUGACAAAGAGCGAGCUAACUGAAGCCAUCAGCAUUAUAACGGCGUCCUCUGCUGACUCCCUGGUGACUCUUCUCCAGGCUUCCCGGAGCCCAGGGAGAGAUGAGACCUUCUCGUUCCCCGUGGACGAGUCCGUACGAAGUCUCACUGUUUACAUCACUGGAGGUUCCAUGAGCUUUACCAUCAGCAACCCCUCAGGCGAGUCUCAGAGCAGUACCGUGCAAAACGGACGAUUAGGUGUUUUCCGGUCUGUAGGAAAUUUAAAGGCGUUGAAACUAAAAACCCAAGUGGGAGAGUGGACUGUGGAACUGGUGUCAUCCAACCCUUACACUCUGAAGGUCACAGGCCAGAGCGACGUUGACUUCCUGUUUGACUUUGUGGAGAUGUCCGAAGGCCCUUUCGCUGGCCUCGACGUGUUGGGGUCCCGGCCCAGAGCAGGGGCGAGCGGGACCCUGCUGCUGUCGCUGACCGCCCCCCAGGCCGCCCUCACGGAGGUGUUGCUGGUGGAGCCGCAGGGCGGGGGGGCGGUGAGGGGCCGGCUGGAGCCCCGGGGCGGGGGGGAGGUCCUGGCCCGCUUCAGCGCCGUGCCGGCGGGCGCCUUCGGGGUCCGCGUGAAGGGCCGCGGGGGGGCCCCCGGGGGGACCUUCCAGAGGCAGGCCCCCGGCGUCCUACGGAGCUCCAACAUCACAGUCAGGUCCGAGUCGGAGAACAUCAUAGUUCCAGGAACGCCGUUCCUGGUCCGCUUCACCGUGACGACGGGCGAUGUGGGAGGCAACUUCUCCAUCCAGGUGACGGACGACCGGGGCUUCGUCACCGACUCCCCCGCCCGCCUGGAGCUGGUUGCCGGGGGCGAGGCCAACGGGACGGUGACCCUCUCGGUGCCCCGCAACACCCCGUCAGGAAGUGAUGUCACCCUGACCAUCCAGGCGGAGGCACCGGGAGGAGCCGACGCCAACUACGUGGUGGAGCGCUACUCCGUCGUCAACACGGUAACGCUGCUCCGUCACCACGGUAGCGCUCACCCUCUCCUCCUCCUCCUCCACCCUCUCCUCCUCUCCUCUCCAGUGACAGACUUCCAGCCCCCCUCCUGCACCCUGGUCCUUCGGGAGGGCUCCUGUGAGGGUAACUGCAGCCAGGUGGGGGACUGGGCGGUGGUGGUGGACGUGGCGGACGUGUCGGGGGUGGGCCGGCUGGCCCUGCUGCAGGGCAACGGCACCCUGAGCUCGGCGGUGGUGGGGCUGGGCGCGGGGGGGCAGAACGCCAGCCGGGUGACCUACCGGGCCUCCUGCUGCUCCCCGGAGGCCGAGCUGCUGACCGUGGACGGGGUGGGCAACGUGGGCUCCUGCCCCUACAGCGCCCGGGGCCCUGACCCCGCGGCCCAGUCCCCGGGGGCCGCCCUCACCCCGUCCUGCCUGGGCUCGGGCCUGGCUCUGGUCCUGGCCCUGGCCCUGGUCUGGCCGGCCGGGGUGUGAUCCUGGGUGCGGUGUUGUGUCCAGGCGUUGCCCUGAAUGACUCGCUGGCCAUCAUCUGUUCCAGCGUCUGAAAGGAGGCGGCUCCUCUCUCCACAUAAAGCGGGUUCACGAAGAACCCAGAAAACGUCACCACAGCAGAAUUAAGAGAUUGCAAGUGGUCUCUUUAGAAAAAAAUGAUUGUUUUUAUUGAUGUUACAACUUGUCUCAUGUACAUUUGUUUACGGAUCACACAAAAAUCAUUUAUGUUUUCAAAUUUUGAUUCUACUUCUCCUUUUGCUUUAUCACUAUUUACAUAUUAUCUGAGGUUUGAAAACGUUGUGUUAUUCAGUGGUUAAAUUAUUGUGUGUGUGUGUGUGUGUGUGUGUGUGUGUGUGUGUGUGUGUGUGUGUGUGUGUGUGUGUGUGUGUGUGUGUCAUUAUCCAACCGAUCAAUGUUUAACUAAUCCUAAACAUGUCCUCAAUAUACUCCUCCCAGUCCGCCUGCCACUCAAACAAUGUGAAUAUGGAUCCCUCCGUAGGGCGGGGAGGGGCGAUGCAGAGCCAUUGGUAUUAAUAAAGAUGAGUAACUCAGA